Anoplophora glabripennis (Asian longhorned beetle) is the source of this 2481-nucleotide messenger RNA. Its product is annotated as ATP-binding cassette sub-family G member 4-like. The transcript is spliced from 11 exons. Gene Ontology annotation, molecular function: ABC-type transporter activity; ATP hydrolysis activity; ATP binding. The coding region runs from base 204 to 2123 and encodes 639 amino acids. The record is from RefSeq and is a predicted model, not a curated record. Gene Ontology annotation, cellular component: plasma membrane. NCBI's taxonomy places the organism in Eukaryota, Metazoa, Arthropoda, Insecta, Coleoptera, Cerambycidae.
UAUCGUUACCCCUGCGGCGCGGCGGUCUGUCUCAAGCAAAACAAAGUAGGCUGCCAGUCAUCCAGCUAUCGCUGAUCGCUGCACUUUCCAAUCUGAAUUUGGUAGUCCGUUGAGAUUUUCACGUUCGUUAGUGCCGGGUGAUUUACUUUACUUUUCUCCCCGUCCCAUGAUUUUUGGCUUUGGGAAGGUAGAACGAAGAAGCCAUGGAGACCAUCGCGAACGCCGAGGAACCGUUCUUGGCCUCUUCAAGGCAGCAACCCUUGAGACAGUUGAACAGAAUUGCUAAAAGACCACCGGUGGAUAUAGAAUUUCAGGAUUUGACUUAUUCGGUUCCUGAUUCUAACUGCAAAGGGGGAUGGAGGCAACUUCUGAAAUCUGUAAAUGGAACUUUUAGGUCCGGCGAAUUGACGGCUAUAAUGGGACCUUCGGGUGCUGGUAAAUCUACUCUUCUAAAUAUACUAGCAGGAUACGUUACUACCGGAGUGAAAGGGAGCAUAAAAAUAAACAAGAGACCUAGGGAAAUGAAGCUAUUCAAUAAACUGUCCUCUUAUAUUAUGCAAGAGGAUCUGGUUCAACCCAGAUUAAGCGUCAGAGAAUCCAUGGUGAUCGCCGCCAAGUUGAAACUAAGUUCAACUAUAAGCAUAAAAGAAAAAAUGGCAGUGAUAGAUGAAGUCAUAAAUCUGUUGGGUCUGGAGAAAUGUUUGGAUACAAGGACCGAAUAUCUAUCAGGGGGCCAAAGGAGAAGGCUGACGGUAGCUCUGGAGUUGGUGAACAAUCCUCCGGUUAUAUUUUUAGAUGAACCAACAACGGGCUUGGAUAAUGUAGCCAUCAAACAGUGUAUAGAACUAUUAGAGAAAAUAACUCGAUUGGACAGAACAGUAAUAUGUACGAUUCAUCAGCCACCUGCGUCUUUGUUUCAAAAUUUUGAUCAGGUGUAUGUAAUGGCGAAUGGAUACUGCGUGUACAACGGUUCACCUAAUCAAUUGGUCCAGUUUAUGUCAGGUGCUGAUUUCAUAUGUCCCCCUACAUCCACACCGGCCGAUUACAUAAUAGAGUUAGUUCAGUCAAACCCAGACAAUAUUAACAUCCUUCAAACACAUAUUCAAAACGGAAAAUGCAAUAUGAAGGAGAGAAAAACAACUACAAAGAAUUUCGUGAACGAUACGUUUGAAUUAUACGAAAUAUACCAAGACACAACGCAAGCAGGAAGCACGCAGCAAGAUAUAAUCUUCCAAACCUCAUUCUGGACCCAAUUUAAUAUACUGUUGUGUAGAAUGCUGCUUCAGAUGAGAAGAAACCGAUCGAUGCUUAACAUUCAGUUCUUUCACCAUCUCAUAUCUGGACUGUUGAUAGGCGGAAUUUUUUUGGGAACUGGAAACGACGCGAGUCAGUCGAUGUCAGUAUUUAAGUACUGCAUCAGCGUGAACGUAUUCUUCAUGUACACCUACGUCAUGGCUCCUGUCCUACUAUUUCCAUUGGAAGUUAAAUUGCUGAAAAGAGAAUACUUCAAUAGAUGGUACAGCCUGAAAGCGUAUUAUAUGGCUCUAAGCAUAGCCAGCCUUCCUCUACUGAUAGUGAAUGUGUUGAUGUUUGCAUUCAUUGUUUAUGUCCUGGUCGAUCUACCUUGGGAGCCUGAUAGAUUUGCAUGGUUCUGUGCUCUGGGCUUGGCAUUGUCUAUGUGCUCACAAGGACUUGGAUAUGCUAUUGGGGCAUCAUUUGAUAUACUGAACGGCUCAGUUGUGGCGCCGCAUAUCCUUGCUCUGCUCCUAGCCCUCGCCGUAUACGGAAUGGGUUACAGAGCCGGCAUAGAGCCUCUGAUGAAGGUGCUAAUAUCAACGAGCUACCUAAGAUUCGGCCUGGUGGGGUUCUCUGCCACCCUCUUCAACGACCGAAAACCGAUGGAGUGCUUCGAAAUGUACUGUCACUACCGACGACCGGAGUUGGUUUUGAUGGAUAUGGGAAUGACCGACACCAAACCGUCCAACCAGUUCGUGAUCAUCAUGGGCUUCAUGUUCUUCUUCAGAUUGUUGUCUUAUUUGUUGCUGAAAUAUACCAUGACGUCUGAGUUGAGGAACACCAUCGCUCAUUAUGCCACUAAGAUUGUUCGACAGAAAGAACCUUAGGUGGUGUCACAACAAGGUACUCGAAUCGCGAAAAGUGGGAAAUUGUGACAGAAACUAUUCCAAAAUAGUUCGUCCAGUGUUUGUUUUCCCUUUCAUUUAUUUGAAUUGCCACUAUGCAAUAGAGUUGUUUUUUUAUUAUAUUUAUUUAUUUUGUUAUGUUAUGCACGUACUUCAUCCAAUAAUAUGUUCUUACAUGAAAAUUGUAAGUUAAUAAUUAGGUAAUUAGCUACUUAGUGUACUAGUUGAAUAAUUUCUAGUACGUUUCUUCUCAAUGGUGUACAAAUGUAUUUAAUUUUCCUACAUAGAUGGUAUGCAUUUUAAAUGUUGUCAAUAAAGCAUUUUUUAGAAAUAUUCUUAA